CGCUCCCUACUGGCUUUCAGAGUAAACAAAUUUUGCAGUGUAAUGUUUUAGAUUGAAAGUAGUGUAUACAAAAGAAUUUUUGAAUUGCAUCAAUAUGGAUCGACUUCUUAGGCUAGGAGGUGCAGGAUUAGGAGGCUUGGGACAGGCACCACCUCAGAGUGAUGGACCUGUUGUUGAUACUGCAGAACAAGUCUAUAUUUCAUCUUUAGCAUUAUUGAAGAUGUUAAAACAUGGACGAGCAGGUGUACCGAUGGAAGUCAUGGGUUUGAUGUUAGGUGAAUUCGUGGAUGAUUAUACUGUAAGAGUGAUUGAUGUAUUUGCAAUGCCUCAAUCUGGAACAGGUGUAAGUGUAGAAGCUGUGGACCCAGUUUUUCAGGCAAAGAUGUUAGACAUGUUGAAGCAGACAGGCAGGCCAGAAAUGGUGGUAGGAUGGUAUCAUUCUCAUCCUGGAUUUGGUUGUUGGUUAUCAGGAGUAGAUAUUAAUACCCAACAAAGUUUUGAGGCUUUAUCUGAACGUGCAGUUGCAGUUGUUGUUGAUCCUAUUCAAAGUGUAAAAGGAAAAGUUGUGAUUGAUGCAUUUAGACUUAUCAAUCCUAAUAUGAUGGUCUUGGGACAAGAACCUCGACAAACAACAUCUAAUCUGGGUCAUCUCACCAAACCUUCUAUUCAGGCAUUGAUACAUGGAUUAAAUCGUCACUAUUAUUCAAUAUCAAUCAAUUAUAGGAAGAAUGAACUAGAACAGAAGAUGUUGUUGAACUUACAUAAAAAGAGUUGGAUGGAUGGAUUGACAUUAGAGGAUUAUAAUGAACAUUGCCAGACAAAUGAAAAAACUGUUUGUGAAAUGCUAGAACUUGCUAAGGCCUACAACAAGUCUUUGGAGGAGGAAGAUAAAAUGACACCAGAACAAUUGGCAAUUAAAAAUGUUGGAAAACAGGAUCCCAAAAGACAUUUAGAAGAACAUGUUGAUGUACUGAUGGCUUCAAAUAUUGUUCAGUGUUUAGGAGCUAUGCUCAACACUGUUGUAUUUACUUGAAUUUUAUAUUUAUCUCAAACAUUAAAUAUUGAUAUAAAAAUUUA
Molecule: messenger RNA, 1077 nt
Organism: Centruroides sculpturatus (bark scorpion)
Lineage: Eukaryota; Metazoa; Arthropoda; Arachnida; Scorpiones; Buthidae
Gene: Rpn11
Product: 26S proteasome non-ATPase regulatory subunit 14
Exons: 11
Coding region: 95-1033 (312 amino acids)
Biological process (GO): protein deubiquitination; proteasome-mediated ubiquitin-dependent protein catabolic process
Cellular component (GO): proteasome regulatory particle, lid subcomplex
Molecular function (GO): protein binding; metallopeptidase activity; proteasome binding
Source: RefSeq, a predicted model, not a curated record